Messenger RNA from Ricinus communis (castor bean), 2959 nucleotides. Its product is annotated as auxin response factor 11. Bases 668 to 2785 code for a protein of 705 amino acids. Lineage: Eukaryota; Viridiplantae; Streptophyta; Magnoliopsida; Malpighiales; Euphorbiaceae. The record is from RefSeq and is a predicted model, not a curated record. The transcript has 15 exons. Gene Ontology annotation, molecular function: protein binding; DNA binding. Gene Ontology annotation, biological process: regulation of DNA-templated transcription; response to hormone. Gene Ontology annotation, cellular component: nucleus.
AAGAAAGUGUAGAGUGGGUUUUAGCUGGAGAGUAAUUUUGGAGAAGAAAAAUAACAGGGACCAGAGGGCCAGAAAAGGACUAUAGAGUAGAAAGAGAAAGUAUAGAGAAUGUGGAGAAGAAACUAAUGAAAGAAAGAAAGAAAGAGAAUACAAAAAUCAUGAGACUGAGAAAGCUGGUUUAGGGAUUUGGUAGUUUGUAUUCUGGGUUAUACGUUUGAUUUUCAAAGUCUUUCGUUUCAGGUAGAAAUUUGCAAAAUAGCAACCGCAAUAACAACAAAAACAAAUUUACUUAAAGAAGUUUUGCUGUUCUUUCUCUCUCUCAAAAGUGUUGCCAAUAAAAACAGCGGUUUUAGUGUGACUCUUGAAAGACACAAAAAGAAAGAAAGAAAGAAAGAAAGAAAGCAGAGUGUAGCGCUUUUGUAACCGAAAUAAGAUGUUAAACACCCCAUCCACUUCACUGUUACUACUGAUUCUCAAUUCAAUGCUCACAUAACCGUCGCUUCUCUUUUUUCUUCCUUCUUCUUCUUUAACCAUUAAUGGGUUAGCCUUUUACUUUUGUAAAGGGCUUUUCUUGUCACUGUUAGUGGGAUUCUAUUGUUUUUUUUUUCUUUUCUUUUCUUGCUCUGCUUCUCUUUCUCUACAGCAUUGUUUUUUGUGGUGUUUUUGGAUGGUGCAUGUUGAGAGUAAUAAUCUCAGGAGUGGUUCGAUUUCUCAUGGCGAAAGAGGACGAGAUGAUCUGUAUACAGAGCUAUGGAAGGCAUGUGCAGGUCCAUUGGUGGAGGUACCAAGACCUGGAGAGAGAGUUUUCUACUUUCCUCAAGGUCACAUGGAACAGCUGGAAGCAUCAACUAAUCAAGAACUGACUCAACAAAUCCCAAAGUUUAAUCUUCCUUCUAAGAUCCUUUGUCGUGUUGUUCACAUUCAUCUUCUGGCAGAACAAGAGACAGAUGAGGUUUAUGCACAGAUCACCUUGCACCCAGAAGUAGACCAAACAGAACCUACAAGUCCUGACCAAUGCACGCCUGAACCGCAAAAGAGACCUGUUCAUUCGUUUUGCAAAAUUCUAACAGCUUCUGAUACCAGCACUCAUGGAGGGUUCUCUGUUCUCAGAAAGCAUGCCACAGAAUGCUUGCCUCCAUUGGACAUGAACCAAUCAAUUCCGACUCAGGAACUGGUUGCAAAGGAUCUUCAUGGGUAUGAGUGGCGCUUUAAACACAUUUUUAGAGGACAACCGCGAAGGCAUUUGCUUACCACGGGUUGGAGUACAUUUGUUACUUCAAAGAGACUGGUUGCUGGAGAUGCUUUUGUGUUUUUGAGGAGUGAUAAUGGGGAACUGCGAGUUGGGGUUCGACGUCUUGCUCGUCAGCAGAGCCCCAUGCCUUCUUCUGUGAUAUCUAGCCAAAGCAUGCAUUUAGGAGUUCUUGCUACUGCCUCUCAUGCAGUUACAACACAGACCCUCUUCGUUGUCUAUUACAAGCCAAGAACAAGCCAAUUUAUUAUUGGGUUGAACAAAUAUCUGGAGGCUGUUAAUCAUGGAUUUUCUCUUGGCAUGCGCUUCAAGAUGAGAUUUGAAGGAGAAGAUUCUCCUGAGAGGAGGUUCAUGGGAACUAUAGUUGGAGUAGGAGAUUUUUCUCCAGAGUGGUCAGGCUCUAAAUGGCGGUCGUUAAAGAUACAAUGGGAUGAACCAGCAACAGUUCAAAGGCCGGAUAGAGUUUCUCCAUGGGAGAUAGAGCCUUUUGCAGCUUCUGCUUCUGUAAAUCUUCCUCAAACAGUGGGAAAGAGUAAAAGACCCAGACCUGUGGAUACCACAGCUUCAGAAAUUACCACCAAUUCAGCUACUUCACCUUUCUGGUACCCCGGCUCAACCCAAUCUCUUGAGGUAAGUCAACUAGGCGGUGCUGCUGAAGCUCAAAGUUGUGAAAGCCAAGUCAUGUGGUCCAGGAGGCAGAAGGAAAUAGACAACUGUCUUCUCAAUGGCAGCAGCUGUAGCUCAAGGGUCCGAUCAGAGGGCAUCUGGCCACAUUCUCCUCAUAUGGAUGUCUCUCUCAGCCUAUUCUCUGAUUCUGCUGAUGACAACAGAACUAUAACAACACAGUCUGUUAUUUCUGGUUAUGCACCUGCUUUUCCAUCUAGGCAAAGCAAUAGCCUGGUGCAUGAACAGGUGGAGAAAGGGAAAAAAUAUGAAAAUUCUGUGGGCUGCCGAUUGUUUGGAAUUGAUUUAAUUAGCAAUUCUAGUACUGCUGCUCCUCCAGAGAAGGAAUCUUUGGGUUUAAAGAUGGACUCCAACGGCCCCAGAGGAUCUGCUCCAGCUGUUGAUGGUACUGACGAGGCUCAGAAUGUGGAUGUCUCGAAGGCCUCCAAAGAGCAGAAGGAAGCUGCAUCAGAGGUGAUGCCAAAGGAGACGCAUAGCAAGCCGGGUACUACUUCCACAAGAACUCGUACCAAGGUUCAAAUGCAAGGAGUAGCUGUUGGUCGUGCUGUUGACCUAACUGCAUUGAAAGGGUAUGGGGAUCUUAUCAAAGAGCUGGAGGAACUGUUUGAAAUCAAAGGAGAGCUUUCCACUCGUGAGAAAUGGGCUGUUGUAUUUACUGAUGAUGAGGGGGAUAUGAUGCUUGUGGGUGAUGAUCCAUGGCGGGAGUUCUGUAAGAUGGUUAGGAAGAUAUUAAUAUAUUCAAGCGAGGAGGCGAAGAAGCUGAAAACAAGAUGCAAACUUCUUGCAUCAUCUUUAGAGGGUGAAGGAGCGAUUGCAAGUUUGGAUUCAGAGCAUAGGAUAGUUGUCGAGUGAAGGAAGGAUAAGCGUCCUGGAUCUUUGACGAAGGGUGGUAGUAAAGACUGUCAAAAGACUGAAGGGAAGUUGGGGAGAUUCAGGGUUAGAAAUGUUAUGGACUUAACUUGAUAUUACCCUGUAGAAAUAUAUAUAUUUAUAAUAUACAUAUGUAUGGUAUGUGUUAUGGUGGCA